AUUAUAGAAUAUAGAUAAGACUGUUGAGGGUCGAAAAAACGUAAUUUCUUAAGUACCGGUGUAGCGGCGUGUGCGAGUCGGAAGUCGAUACUUCACAAUAUUAUUUCAUGUGCUUUAUGGUUGACAGUCGAGUACUCGACGGACUGUGUUUGGUUCAAUAAUUUUGUUCUGCCUGUUUUUAGUAUUGACUUUGUUCCGUUUUUUUGUACUUACAUAGUAAUCAUUUACAGUUGUAUACAUUAUACAGUCUUUAUUCCGUACCUUGCUCUCCCUUAAAACGCUAUGUACAUCGAAAGGGGGAAACCCGAAGAAAUCCCUAAAGGGGCUAUACGUCUCACGAGAGACGAGGUCCAGGAGUACAUGACCGACCUGAUACACAAAUGGCCAAACACAAUGGAAUUAUGGGCACUAAAACACGGUAAUCCAAUUCUAUCGUCAGCCGUGGUGAUAUCAAGUACAGUCAUUUUAAAUUUUUACCGCAAAAAACUACAACUAAGGAAUUAUGGACGUUUUACUUUGUUCUUACCAAUUGUUCUCGUCCCAUCAAUUUUUAAUCAAAUCUAUCAAAACUCAAUGACUACUAAAUCAAUCAUUUUACAAGAAGAUUGUCCUAUGUGCAUCAGUACACAGUCAAUGUUCAUACAAUUAGGUACAGGAAUUGUUUAUCCUCUGAUGAGCACAAUUGGUGGAACUUAUAUGUUUGCCGACAAAAUGAAUACAAUUAGUUUUAAAAGCAAAAGACCUGAGAUUGUUAAAGAAUUUGCUUUGCACGCCAUGAAAAUAAGUCGUCCUCUAUACAACAGACUUACUGCAUUUGUUAUUGGUCAUGUCUUAUUAAGUUAUAUGAUUAGUCAUUAUCAAAUGGAUAAUUUUGAAUUUUUAAGGAUUAAAAUGUUACAACAACAAAAUGAAGAAAUAGAAACAUUACGUCUAAGUAAACAAAUUAGUUAUAAAUAAUGAUCUACUAUGUCACUGAUAAAGUAAUUUAAUUGUAACUACUAAUUAGAAUAUUAAAAUAUGUAGAUUGUUUUAGCUUAUAAAACAGUGUUUUAUGCUCUUAAUAUAACCACAAUAUUACAAUUAGUUUUCAUUCUUAUGUGGUUAAUUGUUCAUUAUCGUGUAAGGCAUGUAACUAUAACAUACUAAAUAGUUGGUUACCGGUUAGAUUAUAUAAUAUAUAAUAUUAAUUAUUUGGUCUAAA
Molecule: messenger RNA, 1201 nt
Organism: Myzus persicae (green peach aphid)
Lineage: Eukaryota; Metazoa; Arthropoda; Insecta; Hemiptera; Aphididae
Exons: 4
Coding region: 283-957 (224 amino acids)
Source: RefSeq, a predicted model, not a curated record